UGAUCAUGCAUCAGAAAUUCCGCCCACCGAAACGUCAACAACUAUUGCAACGCGCGCGGUCACAGAGUCAACUGCUCCGCCUGACACGCCGGUCGCGAUGCCACGAGAGAUCAUCACAAUCCAGGCUGGCCAAUGCGGCAACCAAGUUGGAUCCCAAUUCUGGCAGCAGCUCUGCGAAGAGCACGGCAUCAACCAGGAUGGAAACCUAGAAGACUUUGCGAGUGAGGGCGGUGAUCGCAAGGAUGUCUUCUUUUACCAAUCCGACGAUACUCGCUAUAUCCCGCGUGCCAUCCUUCUCGACCUCGAGCCACGAGUCAUAAAUGCCAUUCGAGCGGGCCCAUACAAGAACAUCUACAACCCCGAAAAUUUCUACGUUCACAAAGAGGGUACCGGUGCGGGCAACAACUGGGCCAUGGGCUACGAGUUGGGCGGAAAGAUCAACGAGGAAGUUUUGGACAUGAUUGAUCGCGAAGCAGACGGCAGUGACAGUCUCGAGGGAUUCAUGUUGCUGCACUCCAUCGCCGGCGGGACUGGUUCCGGCCUUGGUUCCUUCAUGCUCGAACGAAUCAACGAUCAUUUUCCCAAGAAGCUUAUCUCCACAUACUCGGUAUUUCCUGAUACUCAGAGCGAUGUCGUGGUUCAGCCAUACAACUCUCUUCUUGCUCUUCGGCGACUGACCGAGAAUGCCGACGCCGUCACCGUCCUCGAUAACGAAGCCCUGGGCCGGAUAGCAGCAGACACGUUGCACGUUCAAAAGCCAUCGUUCGAACAGACCAACCAACUUGUCAGCACUGUCAUGUCAGCAUCGACCACCACGCUUAGAUAUCCUGGAUAUAUGCACAAUGACUUGACAGGCAUCGUGGCGAGCUUGAUACCCACCCCGAGAUGUCACUUUCUCCAGACCAGCUACACACCAUUCACCGGCAAUAACGUAGAGGAGGCCAAGACUGUCCGAAAAACGACAGUGUUGGACGUGAUGAGGAGAUUGUUGCAACCAAAGAACCAGAUGGUGUCGGCGAAACCCAGCAAGACCAGCUGUUACAUCUCUAUCCUCAACAUUAUCAUGGGAGAGGCAGAUCCCACUGAUGUACACAAAUCAUUAUUACGAAUCCGAGAAAGAAAUUUCGCACAAUUCAUCCCAUGGGGCCCUGCUAGCAUCCAAGUCGCGCUCACACGCACAUCGCCCUACACCCGACCCCCUUACACCACCCGUGUUCCUCCGAGAGUAUCCGGGUUGAUGCUCGCCAAUCACACCGGCAUCGCAACGCUGUUCAAACGCACAGUCUCGCAUUAUGACCGAUUACGCAAGCGAAAUGCAUUCUUGGAGCAAUACAAGCGCCAUGAGCCCUUCCGUGAUGGCUUCUCGGAAUUUGAUGAUUCGAGAGAAGUCGUGAUGGAUUUGAUCAGUGAGUAUGAAGCAGCUGAGCGGUCCGAUUACCUCUCCCCGGACAGAGACGAGGAUCCCUCCGAUGCUGCAGCCGACUCUCGUACCGACACGGCGACUGGCCGCUGAGAAAAAAAAGCCCUACUCGCAUAAUUGCCCAUCAUGUCUUUUGUUUGAUUUCUUCAUGACACAACUAGCGCUGGCGUUGAGGAGUUUGCGGAAGAUGUGGGCUUGGAUCUUCGAUAUUCUUGUUGUUCAGUCGAUUGCGGCGUUGAGGUCACAG
Molecule: messenger RNA, 1667 nt
Organism: Dissoconium aciculare CBS 342.82
Lineage: Eukaryota; Fungi; Ascomycota; Dothideomycetes; Mycosphaerellales; Dissoconiaceae
Product: gamma tubulin
Exons: 5
Coding region: 98-1513 (471 amino acids)
Biological process (GO): mitotic sister chromatid segregation; mitotic spindle organization; microtubule nucleation
Cellular component (GO): microtubule; nucleus; spindle
Molecular function (GO): GTP binding; structural constituent of cytoskeleton
Source: RefSeq, a predicted model, not a curated record